Raphanus sativus (radish) is the source of this 2230-nucleotide messenger RNA. Its product is annotated as telomere repeat-binding protein 1. The coding region runs from base 319 to 1962 and encodes 547 amino acids. The record is from RefSeq and is a predicted model, not a curated record. The transcript has 10 exons. Gene Ontology annotation, molecular function: protein binding. Lineage: Eukaryota; Viridiplantae; Streptophyta; Magnoliopsida; Brassicales; Brassicaceae.
AAGCCAAAAAAAACGUGGGUCGUCCCGUCUUUCUUAAGGGUUUUUGGUUUUUAGGCGUUUCGGAGAGAUAGAAGAGAGAGAAAAGAAAGAGAGAUUGAGAGUUUGCUUGUGGUGAGAGGAGAUCGCCAUCGUGUGGGUAGCGUUUCAGACAAGUAAAAAAAAUAAAAAAAAAUAAAAAGAGUUUCCGUCACUUUCUCGGGAAAACGCAUGUGUUAAGAAGACGAAGGGGGUUUUGGUGUCUUGAAAUAUUCGUUGGUUGGUGUAGUGCUAAACCCAUUGAAACACUAAAGCAUACUCCUGUGUUAUGCAUUCUGAGAAAUGGUGUCGCAUAAGUGUGUAGAAGAGUUCUCUUUACAGUUCCCUGCCAAUGCUCGAGCCCCCAGAUCCGCUAGGAAGAGGCGCAGCUUCAAGGAGGAGGAGAUAAGUGAAAAUGAUAGAACGUGUGCGAUUGAUCUACUGGCCACCGUAGCUGAAAACUUGCUGUCCGAGAGUGAAGGAGAUCAUUGUCUCGUGACACAAAUCCACAGCGUGAAGGAGGAGUUCCCUGUGGAAGAAAAGCCUGCUACUUUACCCGAUGUUGGUCCUUAUCAGGGUUCAAUGAGCCCUUGUGGAUUCAGUUCUGUGAUUAAUGGCAAAGUAGAGAUUGAGGCUGAGGGUUUUAGCAACUCUGGUGCUGUAGUUCUGGAUGCGAGACCUAAUGGUGUAGGUAGUUUAGGUGGUGGUAGUAUUACUAGUAGAACCAAAGUGCCUUCAAUGGGGGCUGCUGCUGCUUCCCGUGGUGCUUUGGAUGAUGUAAAUAUGUUUAGUAGAGAUGAUGAUGAAAACUUUUCUGGGUAUAUAUGCCCUCGUGUUACCAAAAAGUCACCUAGAUCUGUGCCGCGUGUUGGAGACAGAAGAAUCAGGAAGAUAUUGGCUUCUAGACACUGGAAAGGAGGUUCAAGACAUUCAGAAGCAAAAUCAUGGAGAAGUUAUUACUUGCACCAUCAGAGGAGCUAUCCUAUCAAGAAAAGGAAAUACUUUGAACACAUUUCUGAUUCUGUGUCUGAUGAUUAUCGUCUGCGCUCUAAGAUGCAAAGAGGCAGCAGAACUGUUACUACUAUGAAAGGUCCAGGUGCAUCCUUUGUCUCAAGCGACUCUCAUGUGAGACUGCGAAUCAAGUCAUUCAGGGUGCCUGAGCUAUUUGUAGAGAUUCCAGAAACCGCUACUGUUGGCUCCUUGAAGAGAAUGGUGAUGGAAGCAGUGAGCACUUUAUUGAGUGAUGGACACAGAGUUGGUCUGAUGGUUCAAGGGAAGAAAGUCAGAGAUGAUAACAAAACACUUCAUCAGACUGGGAUCUCUCAGGAUAACACCCACUUGGACUCUCUUGAUUUCAGCCUUGAACCCAGCUCAGAAGCGCCUCAUCUGUUAUCUAGUAACCCGUUGGGACAUGUCUGCGAGGAACUGCCUAUAUGCCAUGCUUCUGACAUGGACACCGUGUUCAAAUCUGAGCAUGAUUUAGCACUGUACCCAUCUCACUCGUUUGACAAGGAAACCGCAACAGAUGUUUCCAAAGCUCUGGUUCCUGCUGCUGCCGCGCUCACCGAACUGUCUCCUCAACCGCCUCGUCAUAAAUCUAAGCAGCAGCAGCAGCAGCAGCAGACUGCACAGCGAAGAAUGCGUCGACCUUUCUCUGUUACUGAAGUAGAAGCACUUGUUCAAGCUGUUGAGAAACUCGGUACUGGAAGGUGGAGAGAUGUUAAGCAUAGUGCUUUCGAAGAUGCAGACCACCGCACUUACGUUGAUCUCAAGGACAAGUGGAAAACGCUGGUCCAUACAGCUAAGAUAUCGCCACAGCAGAGGAGAGGAGAGCCAGUGCCGCAGGAACUUCUAAACCGUGUCCUGAACGCUCACGGCUACUGGUCACAGCAACACAUGGAGACAACACUGGCUCUGCCUAAACCAGAGUCUGUGCUGCUUCUCUAAUCAAAUGUGCUUUGCAGAUCCUCUCUCUCUCUCUAUCUAUCUCUCUCCCCUUUGUGUAUUGUUGUAAGAUUCUGACGACAUAGAUGCACAAAUUUAGUAUCUGACUUGUCUCUUUGGUUUUUAUUUCUUUUCUUUUUUUAACUUUCUCAAUGUAAAGUUUUAAUUGGAAUAAGGUGGAUGUUCCUGACCAAUUUAGGGCUUUUUUUUUUGUUUUGUACAUGGUCUGUUUACAUUCUCAGUUUCUUUCUAAGACUUCUUUUAACUCUCA